AUGCCCAGCCCGGUGGUUCCGAUGACUACAACGGUCGUCGAAGGCUGUCCUAUAACGCCCACACCGAAUGCGAACGCGGUGGUUGACAACAAUGGUAUGGGCGAACAACAAGGGGGACCCGAAGGUGGCCCUCCCGACGCGGGCGACGCGGGCAACGCGGACACUCCACCAAUGACGACCCUCACAAUCCCGUGCGCGGAAUCAAUCUCCUCGCUUGAAGCAUCAGUCACUGCAUGGUCUGCCGCGUCUGCGGUGUCUGCCAGCGCCAAUACCAACACCAACCACCACGCCCCAAUCCCAUAUACUUUCCCCAUUUCCUUCCCGAUGACCUCCUCCGCGGCGGCAGGGCCAGGCAAACUGACUCUGAACCUCGUGGUCGCGACCGCGCCGUUCAAUUUCUCUGUUCCGCCAGUCCCCGCGCCGUCGGCCCGGAACGCCACCACGAACGCGACAUGGCAGGGGGGGAUCAAGAGUAUGACUGUCGUGCCCGUUGCUUUGACCGCCAUGAAUACAGGAGCGGGGGGUGCAUCGGGUGUCGCGCCCAACGCUACAUCUGGGGCCGGCGCGAGCGUUCCCGUCCAGGGCGCCAAGUCGGGUGCUUGGUCGAUACGCGGUGGGAGAAAGAAUGGUAUAAGGAUCGGGACUGGUAUUCCGUCGAUUUAUGCGCUCGUCGCUUCCUGGGCGGUUAUGCCGUUGUUGGUAUCGUUGUUGAUGUUGUUGGUAUCAUUGGUGGUGGUGACAUUGUGA
Messenger RNA from Cladophialophora carrionii CBS 160.54, 747 nucleotides. RefSeq lists its product as uncharacterized. The transcript has a single exon. The record is from RefSeq and is a predicted model, not a curated record. Lineage: Eukaryota; Fungi; Ascomycota; Eurotiomycetes; Chaetothyriales; Herpotrichiellaceae. The coding region runs from base 1 to 747 and encodes 248 amino acids.